ACCUCUAUAGCGCCACCAACGUCGACAACAUCGAUAACCCGACCGACAAGUUCGCUGAUCAAUGGGAACGAGUUGUGCAAUGACACGGAAAGGCGGAGCAACAGUAUAGCAGCUUUGAGACUACGAGCAAAAGAACACUGUGCAGCACUCGAACAUCACACGGCAACAGCUUCAAAUAUUAUAGGUGCUUACGGAAAAUAGCCAAUACAUACGAGAUUCGAACUCUGUGAUUGUCCCGGUGCUGUAACUGAUCUUUUGAACUAUUGUCCUUCACUUCAAGAUGUUGAAGGAGGCAGAUUGAAACAAUGUCUAAUAUUGAGUAGACUCGAGUUCUAAAUGACCAGAAUAAAUUAAUUGGACCAAAGUAAUACCCCCACACCAGGAACAGUUGAGACCAGAGUACCAUCGACACAACGGGUGGUAUUGCAGCCAUUUUUUUUAAUAAGCUAGAUGUAUAUAAUUGAAUUCAAUAUAAUUAUUAUUCUUUCUAAAAUAUUUAAAGCUUGCCGUUCGUAUGUAGCAAUACAUCCCUGACACGAUAAACGGAAUCAUGUAGCAAUACAAUCCCCGACACUGUAGAUGGAGUCAUGUAGCAAUACAUCCCCGACAAGAUAAACGGAAUCAUGUAGCAAUACAACCCCGACACGAUAGACGGAAUCAUGUAGCAAUACAACCCCGACACGUAGAACAGGAAUCAUGUAGCAAUACAUCCCUG
This is a messenger RNA of Saccoglossus kowalevskii, 715 nucleotides long. RefSeq names its product aristaless homeodomain transcription factor. Gene Ontology annotation, biological process: regulation of transcription by RNA polymerase II. Gene Ontology annotation, molecular function: DNA-binding transcription factor activity, RNA polymerase II-specific; RNA polymerase II transcription regulatory region sequence-specific DNA binding. NCBI's taxonomy places the organism in Eukaryota, Metazoa, Hemichordata, Enteropneusta, Harrimaniidae. The record is from RefSeq and is marked provisional.